AUGGCAGCCGAGGUUUAUUAUCCGCCUUCAGGUGUCUGGUUCCGUCUCUACAACCCCAAAUUAGCUCGUUAUGUGUAUGCUCGAAAGGGCUUCGAAGACGUUGGGAGUAUUUCGAGCAAUGAGCCAGCAUACGCAGAUCAAUGGUUCACUUUCGUUUACCACCCAUAUCACAGGGUAUCGUAUCUGAAGAACAAGAUUGGGCAGUUACUUGGAAUCGGGUCUCUCAAUAAUGAGAGCAUUUGCGUGUCUUCGCCUGAUCCUGGUGAGAAAGCGAUCGAUGGGGGAUCGGACGUUGAGCUCCGUCCAGCAAGGAGCAAGAACGGCGAAUCAUGCCUCCGGGUGAUAUUUAAAACUCAUCCAGGAUACAGCCUACAGACCAACUCUAAUGGAAAAAUCUGGCCGGUUGAACCAAGUCACUUCGAUGUAAAUGAAGAUGAUCAGCUCUGGCAAAUGGUUUAUGAGGAUAUGGAAUUUGAGGAGAUCAAAUGGGACGUCGCUAAUGGAAAAAUCCUUGGAAACACACCUGACAUUCUUCGCACCUUCCAUUUCAAAAACGAUUCUCCGGGGACUAUGACACAUGUGUUCGAGGUUGAAGAAAAAGUGACCCAUACCAGUCAGUUCUGUACAAAGUUUGGCUUCUCAUUCAAGGAGGUUGUAUCUUCAAAAGGUAUUUUGACAAACCCCUGA
This is a messenger RNA of Penicillium griseofulvum, 687 nucleotides long. RefSeq lists its product as uncharacterized. NCBI's taxonomy places the organism in Eukaryota, Fungi, Ascomycota, Eurotiomycetes, Eurotiales, Aspergillaceae. The transcript has 3 exons. The record is from RefSeq and is a predicted model, not a curated record. Bases 1 to 687 code for a protein of 228 amino acids.